AUGCUGAAAUACGCCAUUAUUCUAUCGUUUUUUGCCCUCCAAUCCUUCUCUCAGCACGUCACAGAUGCCAACAACACAUGCGGCUUCAAAAAGCUGGCUCCAUGGCUGUUCGAGCGCCGACUGAAGCCGGUAAAUAUUACUUGUUUUGUCCGGCAAUCAGCCAACUGUGUGUUACAAUCGAAGGUCGAAUGUAAUCACGGGUAUUUGCCCGAGGGCUCGGUGAAAACCUCAGCGAUCAGGUGCGACAAAGACAACGGAUUUUCGCUGCAAUCGGACUUGAAAUGUGUGGCAGGCUGCGCAAUGUUCGACUUGAGUGACAAGAAUCAGCUGGGAAAUGCGACAAUUGUAAAUGGGGUCAAAGGAAGCGACGGAUUUUACUCGAAAGGCACUGUUGUGGAGACGAAAUGCAAAGACGGUGAGAAUUUGAUUCGUCUUGGCGAAUUUCGGCGUCAAAAAUUUUUUUACCUGUUUCUACCGUAAAGUGUAAUGUUGUCACAAAAAAUCAUUUUUUUCCGUACGAAACUGGCAAAGUUAUGGCCAAAAAGUGUUUUUCCCUCUGACAGGUAAAGAAAGUUCAAUAUCUCGGUGGCGCUUGAAAAGCGCGAGCUAAAACUUUCCGGAAUUAAUAUUCAGUCUAUGCCAAACGUGUGUGCAUAAUUUAAAGAAAAUCUGUGCGUCGCACUUGGAGAGAGAACUAAACGAAAACAUAUAUUAUACUUGCAGGUCACCUCUUUGACACCCCCGAAAAACGCAACGCCGGCACCGACAAGCAUCGUUGCGUUGGCGGUCGAGAAGGAUGGGUUAACCUUCUCAACGCAUCUGAUGUGAACUCCCGGCCCGGAUUAUGCAAGCCCGUCUGCGAGAUAACUCCGUAAGAGCUGAAUAUUUGGACUACUAAUAAAAUCUGUUUAGUAAACUGACGGAGAAACUGAAGCCAGUGAUUGCAUACGACCACUGCGAUGUUAUGGAUCACAAAAUGAAGAAAUUUUUGGUGAUGGGAAACCCAUUCUUGUACGAGUUGGAAAAUGGUAGGUCGGAGAGUUGACCAAGGCUUAUAUAGAGCUCUAUAUAAGCCAUGGUGGCUCUAUAGAGGCUGUCAACGCGGUUGUUUUUGAAAUGGCGCAGCAGUUUUCCUGCAAUCCAAGGCACAACUUUGUACUAUCCGAAAGAGUUCAGGACCUGUAUCAAUCCAAUCCGUCGGGAAAAUAAUAAGAACAAUGAUUGCCAUUCUGGGAUUGGAUGCUUCGAAGUUCCGCGUUUCUAUAUCUUUGACUUAUUUCAAAUUUCAGGCACCCAAACCAAUAUGUUGACAUGUCCCGUACCGAGCGGGGUAGGUGUUAUGCAAUACAUCAGCCUGUCGGGAAAGUAACGAGAUGUGUCGCUUCACCGAUCGCGUCGCUGAAGUAAAAAGCUAUCUGAUUUGCCGCAACACAAUUCACUUUCUCUGCCGUGAUGACAUUUCCGAUACGACAUUGUGCUCACUAUUUUCCCGACAGGCUGAUAUUUCUUUUUCAAAAAAGAAUGUAUUUAUAAAAUUUAGCCUAAACCGAGCCCGCUACCUCCAAAGACUCCCCCGUUCCCGCAUAAGGGUCCAAAUGCUACACCCUCGCCAGUCGCAUCGUCUUAUCCCGUAAUCAAUGUAACCCUCGCACCGCCAAACCCGCUGAUCGUCAACGUUAACAUUCAACCGAUCAUCGUGAACCCAGUGGUGUUCCCAAUCACAAUCAAUGUCAAUUAUUAUCAGCCUACAAUCCCGGGGAUAUAUUUGAACAUCACUCCGACCGGCGUUGUGAUCCCAUUCACAAUUGUCGAUACCUACAAAUUGCCGGGGAUUUAUAUUCCAAUUGUUGGAAACAACAUCAUCAAUAUCCAAAUUCCCAUCCGAUAUUACAUCGGAAUUUCGUAUAUUGUGCUGCCAUUAGCGAGUACUGUAGUUUUUGAAGAGUUGACGCCAGAGACUUGGAUUCAAUUCGUCUUGGAUUAUCGUGAGUUUUUAUAUGAUAGUUGGGGCAAACAGUGGUAAAACAUUAUUGAUCCCCAAGUGAAAAGGCAGAAAAGUGAAGACGAAAUUUUACGUGAAAAUGCACCGGGUAAUACUCAAAUUUUCUUUGAGUUUUGUUUUCAUAUAGUGCAUACACAACUCGUAUCAAUCCCUCAAAGUUAUAGCUCGUGAUUUUCCAUGGCUCCAAUGCUUUAAACAGUUUUUGAAAAGAUACAGUGGCGGACCUGAUACAGUGGCAAAAAAGUACCAUUUUGCAUCCGGGAAGUAUCAAAAAAUGUGGCAAAAUACCUCCCUUUUCAAGUGAAAAGACUUUUAUUACAAAAGCCAAUCUUUUUUUGUGAGGGAAAGCUCUUCAAUUGGAGUUUUUUCGCUUGGAGAGGGAAGCAUUUUGCCACAUUUUUUGAUACUUCCCGGAUGCAAAAUAGUAGUUUUUUUCCGCUGGAUCAGGCCCGCCACUGCACAUGCAUAAAUAAAUGACAAGUUCUGUCAAAAUCUGAGCGUUUCCCUUGCAUUAGUUCAUUAAUCAAGCAUAUUUUUCAGCCAACUUCAACAUGACAACAACGUCAACCCGUCCGUCGAAUAUUCAAUAUCUUUUUAUCCCCUUACUUCCGCCAAAUCUUGGCUUCCCGAACACAAUCUUUAUUCCACUAAAUCUGACGUUAUCCAUUCCAAUGAUCACAAUUCCCUUCCUCAACAUUCCCCACCAACCCAACGUAAAACUGCCUACACUUACUGUGCCAGUAGUAACACAAAGCCCAUCUUACAUCGUAAUCAAUUACAAUAUUGGUCAAAUCCCGUUCUACGUCCCGGAUAUCUCGAAUCUUCCAUCGGUGAUCCCCGUUUUUGGACGUCAAGGAUGCAAGAAGUUUGUGGACAGCGAACACAAAGUGAUGAUGACGCAGAAUUGCGAAGGCCAUGAUAUGUAUAACGCUGGAUGCAAAAUAACAAUCAAGUGUGAAUCGAGUAAGCUUUAUACAUUUUUUGAGGGGGUCAUUUUGCUAAUUUUUUUAUUUUCUAAAAGUAUUGCGCUACUAAAAUGAGGUUUUAUUCAAAAACUGGCCUGUUUCAUGGACUUUGUUGUUUCACAAACGGCACUAGUCCGUUCGCAAAGUCGCUGGAGUGAUUCUUGGCAUUUGUAAAGUGCAGGAAAAUCAGGGUGCGUGCGACAGCCCAAAAAAUCAUACUGCACGGUGCAAAAAGCAACAAAUUGCACAGUGCAAAAUAAACUUUUGUUUUCGCACGGUGCACAUUGCCAAAAGCAUUCCAGUGAGCCAAGGAACUAGUAUGUAGGUCAUGCAUACAAAAUUUGGAGAAAAGUUAGUAACUUCUGUGACUAUGUUAACGUUCGGUCAAUUUUUACAAGGUGUCAAGAAUGGAAAUUUAUAAAAUAAAAGGAGAGGCGGCAAACUCGGCCGUAGCUUCGAUUGCUUUAUUUCAAUAGCUUUAUACCUAAUACAGUUGUGAACAGUGGCAAAAAUAUACCAUGUUGCAUCCAGGAAGUAUCAAAAAAUGUGGCAAAAUACCUCCCUCUUCAAGUAAAAAAACCCCGGUUUCAAAAUCGCGCCCGAUCUUUUUGUGUGGCAAAGGGCGCGCUCUUCAAAACGGAGUUUUUUUAGUUGCAGAGGGCGGCAUUUUGCUACAUUUUUUGAUGCUUCCCGGAUGCAAAAUGGAACAUUUUUUGCCACUGGAUCAGGUCCGUCACUGAAGUUUAAGUCAGCAGUUUAGAAGUUAAGAUUUUUUCAGCAAUCCGCAGGCAUCUCCAAUGCUCCUCCGUUAAUGGAAUCGCCGGCUACACCGAUGAAUCCGGCUUUCCAAUUCUUGACUUCAAAUGCCCAAGCCAGACCAAAGAGAAAACGUCGGUGGUCUAUGUUACACAAGAGGCCAAAGUGGUCUACGUUCCACAGAAGGCGGAAGAAAGUUGCGUAAUGCUCCCGAAAAGGGCUGGAUGGAAGAUUUUGUUGGUUAAUGAAAGCUCGGGCGGCAAAUGCAAAAAUGGAGAGAUUCUGCAACCGAAAGGAUGUGAAGUCAGAGUCAAGUGUAGAAAAGGUAAUACUACUAAUAUUAUUUGCUUUUAUCGACUUUUUGGGAGUACCCCAAGAGUCGGGCCCUUUCAGCGUCUCUCCGACGUAAAGCCACAAACGAUACUCAAUUUUUUCGCCCUAGAAAUUGCAAACAAAUCGAAUCUUUGGCUUGUUUUGCUUGAGAGAUUGCACCAACCAUAAAAAAGAUGACUUGUUCGUCUUUUUCAUCCCAUUUUUUAGGCUACACUCCCGCCAAUUCUGACUCGCCAUACCCGGUUUCUUGCGUUUGUAAUGGCCAGAGAUUUGUCGAUGGAUUUGGGGAAAUUCCUCGUCUGGAAUGCCGGAAAGACGACUCUUCAAGAACUGUUAUUAUUGAGUCAGAGAGCGAAAAAAGAAGUUGCGAACCAAUAACGACAGAAGAGUCAUCAACGUACAAGUUCAGUAAUGCUUCACACACAACUACGUACAGCUAUGGGCAGAGUGUUCAGAUGGUUUGUAAGGAAGGUAAUUGAAAUUAUGACAACCGCGGAAAAGAUUCAAGAUACAGUGCGCAAAAGCAAAAAAAUGUCCAUACGCUUUGUGAAAAUACAGGGUGUACCAAUUUUUUUUGUUCUUUCUAUACCGAGCAGCUUUCUUUGAUUGCGAAAUUGAAAUUGCGACUUUUGAAGUCGCCGGCCGCCCUCCAAACCUACAAUCAAUCGGUUUUGUGAAGUUUUCUUUAUUGCAAUGGCAGCAGCAGAGCUCUGAAGGAAAGUAACGACCAUAAUAAUAUCAGUUCCACCUUCCUGGCAUUUAACCUGGCAAAAAAACUGGAAACAUUUUAGGUGACCCAAAAAAAUCCUAUGUCCGACCCUUAGCAGAAACUGACGCAACGAGCUGUUUCCGUUCAUAAUGUCGCUUUAUUAGUUUUGGCACUGUGCACAAAAAGUCAGGGUGCGCGCGACAGCCCAAAAAAAGCCUAUUGCAAGCAGCCACAAGGUGCACAGUGUAAAGAGACCUUUUUUUCGCACAGUACAUGUCGCCAAAAUCGUUUCCUUUGCUAAAGGACUUGUACAGGUCACAGACCUGAUCCAGUGGCAGAAAACGUGCCAUUUUGCAUCCGGGAAGCAUCAAAAAAUGUGGCAAAAUGCAUCCUCCUCUAACUAGAAAUCUCCGUGAAGGGCCUUUGCUCCACAAAAAUAGCGGGCGCGCUUCUGAAAUCGGAGUUUUUUCACUUGGAGAGGGAGGUAUUUUGCUGCAUUUUUUGAUACUUCCCGUAUGCAAAACGUUUUUUGCCACGGGAUCAGGUCCGCCACUGUAAAAUAAUUGCUCAUUUGCCAACUCAAAAACAACCAAAUAAAAAAACGCUCCUCGCUCUGAAAUGUGUUGAUUUAUUUGUAGGCUACUACCCGUCCAACGAGGAGUACCAGAAGUCCGGCUUUCAACUGUUGACUUGCGGUUCUAACGGCCAUUGGGAAAGCGGCUCCAAGUCAUCGGCGAAAUGGGAGUUCCACUGCACCAAAGGCUGUAUAAAUCGACCGCACGAGCCGUUGCGGGAGAGUGAGGUCGCGUAUAAAGUGCGGACCUUCAAGUCGAAAAAGAGCGGUAAAACUGUCUCCUGUCGGAAAGGUAGGCUAUGAGUAUGAUUAUAACAUUUACAUAUAUAAAUGUAAAUUUUACGAAUUGCUCAGAAAUUGCCCGAGAAUUCGCUCAGAUCAAGUACACCGUGCCCGAAAUGCCCUUCCACUGUAAGCCGGGAGAGUCGCAAGACAAAGCGUAUAGCAUGCAAAAGCAGGAGAAUAUCCCCUGCACCAAUGCGUGCCUGGAUAUAUUGGACGACACGGACACAAGAUCGAUAAACGUGAAGAGCAAGAAGAGUAAAAUCAGCUGGGAAGGGGACAGCUAUGUGAUGGAUGGGCAUGUGUUUACAUACACUUGCAAAAAUCCGGGUAAGAGUGGGAGCGUUGCGGCAGAACUCUCCCCCUUUUCUGAACUCUCCCCAAAUCUGAACUUUCCCCCUUUUUGAACACUCCCCCUUGAAGGAACCCUCCCCCUUUUUGAACACUCCCCCUCAUUUUGAAAAUUGAAAAAAUGAGGUGUGAGAUGUUAUACGAUGGAGAUUUUUAUGAAAUUGAAAAAACAAGGCGUGACAUCUUAUACGAUGAAAGUUUUUUUUUCGAAUUGGGGAAAAUAAGCAAUGACAUGUUAUACGAUGAAAUUUUUUUUCGAAUUGGGAAAAAUAAGGUAUGACAUGUUAUACGAUGAAUUUUUUUUUCAAAUUGAAAAGAAUAAGGUGUGACAUGUCAUACGAUGAAAGUUUUUUUUCGAAUUGGGAAAAAUAAGAUAUGACAUGUUAUACGAUAAAAGUUUUUUUCGAAUUGGGAAAAAUAAGCUAUGACAUGUUAUGAAAUUUUUUUUCCAAAUUGAAAAAUAUAAGGCGUGACAUGUCAUACGCUGGAAAUUUUUUUCAAAUUGAAAAAAUGAGGGGUGACAUCUUAUACGAUGAAAGUUUUUUUUCGAAUUGGGAAAAAUAAGGUAUGACAUGUUAUACGAUGAAAUUUUUUUUUCAAAUUGAAAAGAAUAAGGUGUGACAUGUCAUACGAUGGAAAUUUUUUCUUUUCAAAUUGAAAAAAUGAAGUGUGAUUUUUUUUCAAUUUGAAAACAAUUUUCAUUGUAUAACAUGUCACACCUCGUUUUUUCAAUUUCCAAAAUGGGGGAGUGUUUAAAAAAGGGGAGAGUGCUGAUUUUUUGGUAAAAAUAAAAAAGCGGGAGAAUUCAGCCUUUUUUGGGGUUGAGUUGAAAAAAGGGGUGAGUUCAGACUGGGGGAGGGUUCAGAAAAGGGGGAGAGUUCAGGCUGAACUGAGUGGGAGGUAUUCAAACAUGGCAGGGCUGAAUGCUGGUUUCGGAAGCUUCAAAAAAGGCCGGGCCCAGCUCUUCUGGGGCUUUGUUAAAUUGACUACAAGAAGCGCAUGUGCUACUGAUCAAUUUACGGACCACUGGGCCAAGUAGCACAAAAAAUUUUAUAUUUUCGACCGAAUUCGGCCGGUCCACUUGACUCACCAGCAGAAAUAAAGCUGUCACCUUUUAUACAUCAACUAAUAUUCAAAUCUUGACCAAUUUUCGGCCUGAAAAUCUUGGUUUUUCCUGCAAAAUGCGAGCUAAAAAUCUCGCAAAUAUGUGGAAAAAAAUUCGUUUUAAUUUCAAGCCAAAUUUCAUUAAAAUUUAAGACUCAUGCUUCGAGAACUUCGUUGACAGUAAAAUCUCCAUUCAUUUUUCAGGAGAAACCAUUGCUCCGGAGCACACGACCUCCAAAAUGACGCUUAAAUGCGACGGCAAAUCGAGGCACUACAUCAACCCGGACGAGCCGGACAAGCCCGUUUUCAAAGGCCCAAGAAGAUGUUCUCCUUGA
Messenger RNA from Bursaphelenchus xylophilus (pine wood nematode), 7411 nucleotides. The record is from the annotation of a GenBank genome assembly. NCBI's taxonomy places the organism in Eukaryota, Metazoa, Nematoda, Chromadorea, Rhabditida, Aphelenchoididae.